AGGCGCGGCGGCGGUUGGAGCGGCCGGGAGCCCGGGCGGGACCAUGACCCAGCAGGGCGCGGCGCUGCAGAACUACAACAACGAGCUGGUCAAGUGCAUUGAGGAGCUGUGCCAGAAGCGGGAGGAAUUGUGCCGGCAGAUCCAGCAGGAGGAGGAAGAGAAGCAGCGGCUGCAGAACGAGGUGCGGCAGCUGACGGAGAAGCUGGCCCGCGUCAACGAGAACUUGGCACGCAAGAUCGCCUCUCGGAAUGAGUUCGAUCGGACCAUCGCAGAGACGGAGGCCGCCUAUCUCAAGAUCCUGGAGAGCUCGCAGACUCUGCUUAGUGUCCUGAAGAGGGAAGCUGGGAACUUGACCAAGGCCACAGCCUCAGAGCAGAAGGGCAGUGGGGCCAAGGACAGUUGACAAGGCCCCCGUCCACUGCACCCAUCAACAGUUUGAUCCCCAGCAAGUCUGUUUUCAAAGCAUCUUUGUUCACGACACCAGCUACCUUCGAGAGGCAGCUGCCAGUCUCCACCACCUCUGGGUGACAAGGAAAGCCUGCAGCCUGCCGGGUGGGGGUCCUGGCCGUGCACUCGCACAGGCAUGGGGAGGGUGGGUUCUGAGUCCGUCCCAGCAUCAUGGGAGUCCCCUCAUGUUCCUCUGUCAGCAGGUGCCCAGGCCAGGCAAAUGGGUAGGGUCCCUCCUGCACCUCAGAGCUCGCCCUAGUGGCCUGUGGCUGUCAAUAAAGGUUGUCUUUGUAAAGA
Messenger RNA from Molossus molossus (Pallas's mastiff bat), 744 nucleotides. RefSeq names its product SS nuclear autoantigen 1 (gene SSNA1). Gene Ontology annotation, cellular component: ciliary basal body; centrosome. Lineage: Eukaryota; Metazoa; Chordata; Mammalia; Chiroptera; Molossidae. The transcript has 3 exons. Bases 44 to 403 code for a protein of 119 amino acids. The record is from RefSeq and is a predicted model, not a curated record.